AUGAUUAAACAUAGUAUAAAAGGUCUUUACUGUUUUAUUGAUGAAGUAAGAAAUUGUAAAAGUAAAGAAGAUGAAGAAAAAAAAGUAUUGCAAGAAAUAGUUAAAAUAAAAAAAAAAUUUAAUGAAAAAAAUAUAACUAAUUAUAAAAGAAAGAAAUAUAUAUGGAAGUUGAUAUAUUGCCAUAUAUUAGGAUAUGGUAUUUCAUUAUCAUAUUUAGAUAUAAUAAAAUUAAUAAGUAGUAACAAUUUUAGUGAUAAAUAUUGUGGGUAUACAGCUUUAUCAUUGUUAAUUGAUGAAAAUAAUGAAAUGCUUAAUAUGAUGGUAAGCACAAUAAAAUCAGAUAUUAAAAAUAGUGAUGAAAAGAUAAAUUUUUUAGCUUUACAUUUUAUUUGUCAUAAAAUUAAUGGUCUUAUCGUAGAAAACUUAUAUGAAGAUAUAUUACAAAUAGUAACUUCUAAUUACAUUUAUAAACCGCAUAUAAGAAAAAAAGCUUUUUUAUGUUUAGCAAAUAUCUAUAAAAAGAGACAUGACUUGUUAUUAAGAAGAAAAAAUGAUUUAGAGAUUUUUAAAUUUCUAGAUCAAAAUUUAAAUGAAGUAAAUUUUUAUAAUGUGUAUGCUUAUUUAAAUCUAAUUUAUGUUAUAAUAUUAGUCUUUCAAAAAUAUGAGUCAUUAUAUUAUUAUAAAAAGAAAGAGGAAGAAAAAAAAAGAAACUGUAGUGAUGGUAAUGAUGAUUUUUUUAAAAGAGAAGAAUUCAAAAUAGAGAGUAAGUCAAGCAGUCUAAAUAAACGAAUUUCUUUAAAUAUAAAAGAUGAAUUAAAAAAAAAAAAUAAAUCAACUUCUUAUUCAAUUGAACAAAAUUUUUUUUAUAACGAUCUAAAAAAAGUAGAUAAAAUUUUAGAGAUAGAAUCAGAAUGCACAUUUAAUAUUGACGAUAUAGAUUUUUAUGAAAUAAAAAAAUAUAUAAAUAAAUACAUUCAUUUUAUAUUAAGUGUCAUACAUUUAAUACUAGAUGAAAAUUUAAAAAUAGAUGAAGGUUUUUAUUACAAUCAAGUUAGAUAUCCUUUUUUAUUAAUAAAGUGUUUGCAAAUGCUACAAUUAUACGAUGCUCAAAACUUAUCACAAGUUACAAUUAAUAACAUAAAUGAUAUAUUAUAUAAGAUUAUAUCAAAACCAUAUAAAAAAUUACAAGGAAAAAUAAAUAGUGAAAAUGAUGACAUUAAUAGUAGUAGUAAAAAUAUAUUUAAGAAAGGAUUUUCAAAAAACACUUCUUAUAUAAAUAAUAAAAAAAGUAAAGAAGUUUUAAGAAAUGAAAAAAGUGCCAUAUAUAUUGAAUAUGGAAUAAUAUAUGAAUGUUCUAACUUAUUUAAUUUUUUAGAUGAUAAAAUAGAGGAUAGAAAUAAGGAUAUAAUCAUAUGUUUAAUAACCUCUUUUGAUACGAAAAAAUCAAAUAUCAAUUAUGUAAUAUUAAAUAGUUUAUCAAAAUUAAAAAUGAAUUUAAAAAUAUAUACUAUGUUAGAAACUCAUAUAAUGCAUUUAAUUAAUUUGUUAAAUAGUGAUGAUAUUACAAUUAAAUUACAAACCUUUAAUAUCCUAUUUAAUAUGUGUAAUCAUAAUAACUGGAAAUUAUUAAUUAAUGUAUUUUUACACCAUUUGCCAUAUAUUGAUCCUUAUAUACAAAAUGAAAUAAUAAUAAAAAUCUCUAUAUUGGCAGAAAAAUUCUCACCUGACUUAUCAUGGUAUAUUGAUGUUAUAUUUAAAAUAAUUGAAAUUACACAUAAAUCAAUAUUUCAAGAAGUAUGGUUCAGAUUAGUUCAAAUUAUAACUGGUUUUGUAGAAAAUGAGAAGAAUAAUAAGCUUUCUAAGAAAGAUAUCAAUCUAGAUAAAAAUAAAGAACAAAAAAUUCAAACCUAUGCAGCUAUGAAAUGUUAUAAAUAUUUAUCUGAUAAUGUUACGAAAAUAGAAUUGCUUAUUGACUUAUGUUCGUAUAUUAUCGGCUCUUUUGGUUAUUUAAUUAAAGAUAAAGUUCCAAUUAAAGAUCAACUGAAAACUCUAGAAAAAUAUUUUGAUUUUGCAACUCCAAACACAAAAUGCGUUAUUUUAAUGGCUAUCAUGAAAUUGGUUUUUUACGAUAAUAGACUUAUGACAAAUGUAAAAAAAAUUCUGAAUAAUUGUAUUAAUCAUUCAGAUUUGGAGUUACAAACUAGAGCUUGCGAAUUUUUAAAUUUAUGUAAUUUAAAUAAUUUAAAUAUGUUAAAUUAUAUAUUGAAAAAUAUGCCAUUAUAUAAUAUAAAAAAAAUUCAUGAAAACUUUCUUAUUAAACGAUUAUUGGAAACCAAUAAACAUGCAGUUAUUGAUUUUAAUGAAAAAGAAAAUUUUCUUAAAAUUGAAAAAUACAAUAGAAAUCAAUCUGGAAAAUAUGAUAAAAUGUAUAGUAAUAGUUACAACGAUAAUGCUAGUGAUUAUUCAAAUAGUAAGUUAACAUCUAAUUCAUCAGAGGCAAAUUAUGAUAAAAAAAAAACACGGAAUUCUUCUAAUACAUCUUCAGGAAAUUCUAAAAAAACAUCAAGUGCAUCAAGUUUAUCUAGUGCAUCUAGUGAUAAAUCAGAAAAUACUAAUAAAAAUGUAGAUGAUAAUGAAAAAUUAUUUAAGAUUUUAUGUUUACAAAAAGCAAACAAUAUUAAUGAUCUAUGGUUUAAUGCGUGCUUAUUAGAAAAGGCGUUACUUUUUAAAAAUAAUACCAUAUCUAUUUUAGUGAAACAAAAAUAUCAAGAAAAUAAGGGAAUAAUUAUUUUUUAUAUAAAAAACAUUUCUAAAGAAGUUAUCAACUUGAGUAGUAUUAAUAUAGAAGAAUGUGACCAAAUAAAUAUAAAAGAGCAAAAAAAUAUAAAUAAUGAACAAAUAGAUAGCAAUGAUAUAUAUAUUCAUAAAAUUAUUAUUACGGUAUCUGAUGUUUUUUACAAUAUUCCCAAUAUUUAUUUUAAUAUUAUUAUACCAAAUUCACCUACCGUAAGUUAUACUUGUAAGCUUCCUAUUUUAAUUACGAGAUUUAUUAAAGAAAAUAAAAUGAAUGAAGCUACUUUUAAAAAUUAUUGGAAAGCGCUUACACAAGUUCAUAACGAAGAUAUUAUAAUGGGUGUACCAAAAUUCUCAAAAAAAUAUUUUUUAAAUUAUUUAAUUAAUGCUUUUAAUUUCUAUAUUUUAAAGAUUGGAAUGCUUAUAUGUGCAUCAGGAUAUAUACAUUUUCCUAAUCUUGAGAAUGGAAACAAAAUUUUAAUUUUAGUAAAGAUUCGAUAUGAAAUAAAAGGGUGUCAAAUAUCAGUUGUAACGAAUAUAAAGCAUUUAAAUAAUUACCUUAACAAGAUAUUUGAAAUAUAUCUUAUAAAACAUAAAUAA
This is a messenger RNA of Plasmodium gallinaceum, 3393 nucleotides long. Its product is annotated as AP-2 complex subunit alpha, putative. Gene Ontology annotation, biological process: clathrin-dependent endocytosis; intracellular protein transport. Lineage: Eukaryota; Apicomplexa; Aconoidasida; Haemosporida; Plasmodiidae. The record is from RefSeq and is a predicted model, not a curated record. The coding region runs from base 1 to 3393 and encodes 1130 amino acids. Gene Ontology annotation, cellular component: membrane coat; AP-2 adaptor complex. The transcript is spliced from 7 exons. Gene Ontology annotation, molecular function: clathrin-cargo adaptor activity.